Oldenlandia corymbosa var. corymbosa is the source of this 1497-nucleotide messenger RNA. The record is from the annotation of a GenBank genome assembly. NCBI's taxonomy places the organism in Eukaryota, Viridiplantae, Streptophyta, Magnoliopsida, Gentianales, Rubiaceae.
AUGGCUUCCUCGCUCUCUCCACCGGAGGUGCCGAUGGAACUACAUCGUCUCAACAGAGACAAGCUGCUGAAAUCUUUACGUGAUCACCUCUCUGCGUCAUCGCGUCCUCACCAUAGUUUCGUUCUUCUCCAGGGCGGUGAGGAAAAAACUCGAUACUGUACUGAUCACACCGAACUGUUUAGACAGGAGAGUUAUUUUGCUUACUUGUUUGGAGUUCGAGAACCUGGCUUCUAUGGAGCUAUUGAUGUGGCUAGUGGGAAUUCCAUUCUAUUUGCUCCGAGAUUGCCUUCUGAAUAUGCUGUUUGGUUGGGAGAAAUAAAGCCUUUGUCCUACUUCAAGGAAAGAUACAUGGUUAGCACCGUGUACUAUACUGAUGAGAUUACAAAAGUGUUGCAUGAUCUGUACAAAGGACAUGGAAAACCAUUGUUGUAUCUGUUGCGUGGGCUCAACACUGACAGCAAUAACUUCUCCAAGCCGGCAGAGUUUGAGGGAAUUGAGAAGUUUGAGGUCGAUAUGGACACCUUACAUCCGAUUUUGACUGAAUGCCGUGUCUUAAAAUCAAAGCUCGAACUUGCUCUUAUACAGUUUGCCAAUGAUAUUAGCUCAGAAGCACAUGUGCAGGUAAUGAAAAAUGCUAGAGUGGGUAUUAAAGAGUAUCAGCUUGAAAGCAUGUUUCUUCAUCAUACCUACAUGUUUGGUGGAUGUAGACAUUGUUCAUAUACAUGUAUUUGUGCCACUGGUGAAAACAGCGCUGUUCUCCAUUAUGGUCAUGCUGCAGCACCAAAUGACAGGACGUUGGAAGAUGGAGAUAUGUCACUGUUUGAUAUGGGUGCUGAAUACCAUUUUUAUGGUUCUGACAUUACUUGCUCCUUCCCUGUGAAUGGGAAAUUUACUCAUGAUCAAGCACUUGUAUAUAAUGCUGUUCUUGAUGCCCAUAAUGCUGUUAUCUCUGAGAUGAAACCUGGAGUUUGCUGGGUUGAUAUGCACAUAUUGGCAGAGAGAAUUGUCUUAGAGUCAUUAAAGAAAGGGGGACUUCUUCUUGGUGAUGUUGAUGCCAUGGUUUCCAAGAGAUUAGGUGCAGUUUUCAUGCCUCAUGGCCUUGGGCACCUCCUAGGAAUUGAUACUCAUGAUCCCGGGGGUUAUCUAAAGGGAGCUGAGAGACCUAAAGAAGCAGGAUUAAGGUCUCUGCGGACUAGCAGAGAACUCUUGGAGGGAAUGGUUAUAACUGUUGAGCCUGGAUGCUAUUUCAUUGACGCUGUGUUAGUUCCAGCCAUGGAAAACUCGGCUACAUCAAGCUUUUUCAAUCAUGAGCAGAUUAGGAGAUUUAGAGGCUUCGGCGGUGUCCGGAUUGAAAGUGACGUGUAUGUUACUUCAAGUGGUUGCGUGAACUUGACCAAGGUUCCACGAGAGAUUAAAGAUAUCGAGGCUGUCAUGGGAGGGGCACCUUGGCCUAUCAAAAGAACAACUUCUGACAACAAUGGAGAGCUAGUUCAUUGA